Messenger RNA from Diachasmimorpha longicaudata, 3951 nucleotides. RefSeq lists its product as uncharacterized. Lineage: Eukaryota; Metazoa; Arthropoda; Insecta; Hymenoptera; Braconidae. The record is from RefSeq and is a predicted model, not a curated record. Bases 1 to 3951 code for a protein of 1316 amino acids. The transcript has 2 exons.
AUGUCUGACGUGGAGCAUAGUCAGAGUGAGGAUGAUCAGGAGAGCAAUGGGGGAAAGACGCCAACCCCUUCAGUCCAUCAAUCAGAUCAUGGAGCGGAUAUGGAGCAGACACAAUUUGAGCUGCUCUUGACACUACAAUUUCAAUUAAAGGAUCGUCUAAGGGAUACCCUCACCACUAUCCAAGGGUACACGGUAGAUAUGGUCACACCGGAACGGCUGAAGGGGAGGGAGAGAAUCAUCGAGACACACUAUGGGGAGUUCCGAUCCAACCAUGUGAACAUCAUCAAGGCAUACCCAUCACACAUGGCUAAAUCGGAUUACAUCACGCUCGACACCUACGGAGAAGUCAUGGAGAUUUACGAAAUAGCGAUAGGGGCAAUCGCAUCGUUACAAGCUCAGAUCAGGAAGAUCAAGGUCGAGCAAGAGGACAGCAACAAGGACUAUCUAUCUCAGCUGGAUAUCAAGGUCUUCGAUGGGAAAUUUGAGGAGUGGAAAACGUUUGAAGAUGUCUUCACCUCAAUCGUCAAAUCCAGACCAAAGGUGGGAGCUGUUCAGCAGAUGAUCAGACUCCAGAACGUACUCAAAGGGGAACCAUACAAUAUGAUCUCGAAUCUACAGGUCUCAGCAGAGAAUUUCGAGAUCGCCUGGAAAAAGCUCAAGAGUCAUUACGACAAUCCUAGGCUAAUCAUCUCGGCUCAUAUCGAUCACAUCUUGGAUCUCAAGCCAAUCAAUGAGAAAUCAGCGAAAGGCUUAUCAAACUUGGUUCAUCAGGUCAAUCAAGCUUUGGAUGCAUUGCAAACUCUUGGUGCUCCGGUGGAACAUUGGGAUAUGAUUGUAUCAAUAGUAAUCAGAAGGGUCAUCGAUCCCGACACCAAGAAGGCUUGGGAAGUACAUCUGGGAUCGGAAAGGAAUCGCCGUCCUCUCAAGGACUUCCUCGAGCUUCUGAAGGCCAGAGCUCGAGCCUUGGAGAACGUAGAGAGGGAAGAUCCGGUGAGGACAUCGAAGGUCAACAUCUCGGCUAAGAACUCUAUCUCGCAGAAGGCCAUGGGGAAAUCAUCAAUCUACACCUAUCAGGCAUCAGGGAAUUCAUCAAACACCGACAAGUCAUCAGGGCAAUCAUCAUCAGGGCCUUCUUGUCGACACUGUGACGGUUCACACUGGCUAGGGUUCAAGUGUGACAAGUUCAUGGCUAAGACUCCACUGGAACGCAGGAAAUUCAUCACCAACAGUAAGUUGUGUUAUAAUUGCUUUGGUCCUCAUCGGGCGGAUCUCUGCAAAGACACACGUCAUUGCCAGAAAUGCAAGGGCCCACAUCACACAUUGAUUCAUGAUGGGUCCUUCGAACAUCGCCAGGAAUUGGAAAGACAGAAGAGUCGACCAUCAGCUUCAGCAAUCGAGGAAAACCAGGGAGAUCACGGAGCAUCCGGAUCGAGAGGUUCAUCAUCAACAUCAUCAUCACCGAGUUCAACGGAGACAGAGAGAAUUUACGACUCUCUCAACUCUUCAGAGAUAUUACAGGGGAGUGAAUCAACAUCAAAGGCAUCGGGAUCAAUUGAGAGCUCAAUUGGUCAUCUUCAAGUAUCAGCAACAUCAUUGGCGAAAUCAGAGACAUCGGGGUCGUCCUCUGACAUCAAGGUCACACAUCAAUCAUCAUCGAAUUCAGCGAGUCAACGGGUUGUGCUGUUGGCAACAGCUAAAGCACUUGCAUCAACAUCAACAGGUUCUCAUCAUAUGGUCAGGCUUCUGAUUGAUCAGGAAUCAGAGGUCACAUUCAUCACUGAUCAAAUGGUACAACUUCUUCGUCUUCGUCGAUCAUCAUCACAUCUCAGGGUCUUUGGAAUAGGAGGCCUGGAGUCAGGGUGGACUCGUGGAGCAGUAAAGGUCAAGCUUCAAUCUCGGUUCAACGAUCAAAAUCAGAUCGAAAUCACUGCCCACAUCCUGGCCAAGCUCACAUCAACAUUACCAUCAAUUCACUGUGCAAAGGAAGAGGCAAAUCAUCUUCAACAUCUUCAAUUGGCGGAUAACAACUAUCUUAAACCUGGUCCUAUCGACAUCAUAAUCGGGGCUGAUCAUUAUGGUCAAAUCAUUGGGCAUGAGGUUAUCAAAUCUCCGGAUAAUCAACUUGUUGCGCAACAAACCAUCUUUGGCUGGAUAGUUUCUGGGACGGUCUGCUGUACAGACUGCAAGCCGAAGUCUUCUCUAACUGCAGUACGAGAAUCUCCGACUGAGCAACUGUUGGAUCUUCUUAAGAAAUUCUGGGUCCAGGAGGAACUUUCAUCAUCUAAGGAAAUUAUUCUCAAUCAAGACGAUCAGGAGUGUGAAUUACACUUCAGGAACACACAUUCAAGAGACAGUGAGGGACGGUACGUAGUACGCCUCCCACUCAAAACAUCACUAUCAGCAUUGGGAGAGUCUAGGAGACAUGCUCUACAAUUGUUAAAUCGAACGGCGAAGAAACUGGAAUCAAAUCAAGAGUAUGGGAAACUCUACAAGGACUUCAUCAGGGAAUAUGAGGAUCUGGGACACAUGAGACGUGUCUCAGAGGAAUCAGAACCAUCAGUGAGCUACUAUCUGCCUCAUCACGGUGUCUUAAGGGAAGACAGCACCACCACAAAACUCAGGGUGGUCUUCAACGGUUCCAGCAAGACAACAUCAGGAGUGUCACUCAAUGACAUACUUCAUGCAGGAGGAAAACUGCAAACGGAAGGCUCAGACGUUCUCAUCUGGUUGAGAACUUUUCGGUUAAUCGUCGGAACGGACAUUGUGAAGAUGUUCCGUCAAAUCAAGGUUCAUCAAGAAGACUGGGAUCUUGAAAGAAUCCUAUGGAAGGAUGAGGAGGGGAAAAUCAUCACAUAUCAAUUGACAACGGUGACGUAUGGGCAAACGUGUGCGCCAUGGUUGGCUCUACGAGUUCUUCAACAACUAGUGGAGGACGAGGGACAUCAAUAUCCACUGGCGGCUGUCUCUCUAACCAAAGGGAGAUAUGUCGAUGAUAUCUAUGGGGGAGCUGAUUCUGAGGAACAGCUCAAGGAACUCAUCAAUCAGCUCAUCAAUCUUUGCAUGGCGGGCGGCAUGCCACUGCAAAAAUGGAUCUCGAAUCAACAAGGAAUCCUACAGGAUCUUCAAUUAUCAACAAAAUCAACAUCGGCGGUAGAAUUCGAGGACAAGACGGUCAAAGUAUUGGGACUGUGCUGGAACCCUCAUUCAGACGGCUUCAUCUAUAAAUCAAGGAAGCCAUCAACGGAACAAAUCAACAAAAGGACAAUCCUCUCAGAGAUCGCCCAGAUUUACGAUCCUCUGGGACUCAUCGGACCGGUCAUCAUCAGGGCUAAAAUCUUCAUCCAAGAGCUGUGGCUUCUCAAAAUUGGUUGGGAUGAUCCACUGCCCUUGAGUCACAUCAAACGUUGGAAAGAAUUCAGGGAGGAAUUCUCAAAUCUGGAUCAAAUAUCAAUCCCACGGUGGCUUCAAACAUCAUCGACUUCAAGCAACAUCCAACUUCAUGGGUUUGCUGACGCAUCGAAUCAGGCAAUGGGUGCCGCAGUAUACAUCAGAGUGGACAAUCAUCAAUCUGAGCCAUCAAUCAUCUUGGUGAGUGCAAAAACCAAGGUCGCACCACUUAAGAAAAUGACAAUUCCUCGCUUGGAAUUGACAGCUGCUGUCAUCUUAACCAAUCUGGUAAUCUACAUCAGGAAGAUGCUGGAGAAAGAGAAUCUACAACUCUUUCUUUGGUCUGACUCCACGGUGGCGCUCACAUGGAUCAAUGGACACCCAUCAAGGUGGAAGGAUUUUGUUCAGAAUCGAGUGAUCAAAAUCCAGAACUCAUUACCAGCAGCUGAAUGGAAACAUAUCAGGGGAGUCGAGAACCCAGCAGACUGUGCAUCACGGGGAUUAUCACCAGAUCAACUUGUAAAUCAUCAGCUGUGGUGGAAUGGUCCAUCAUGGCUGAAAUAA